GAAUUGUCAUCGACUAUUUUUCUCUUUCAAAUGGACUCACGGAUGUGAUUCGGUUUCCAGCGACUCCCUCCUCCUCCUCCUCCUGCUCCUCCUCUUCUUUAGCUGGGCGGGAUGUUCCUGUCCUCGUCCAGAAGCUCUGCGUUCUCGCCCUGGUCGUCCAUGGAGCAGUCCGACUCUGAAGCGUUGGAUAUCAGCGCCAAGGUGCAGCUGCACGGCGUCCUGUGGAAGAGACCCUUCGGACGACCCUCGGCCAAGUGGUCCCGCAGAUUCUUCGUGAUCAAAGACAGCUUUUUGCUCUACUAUGCCGAGAGCGAGAAGAGAAGCUUUGAGAGCAGCAGGAUCUUCAACAUCCACCCCAAGGGUGUGAUCCCCCUGGGAGGAUGCGUGGUGUCGGCCACGGAGGACAUGGGCAUGCCCUUUGGCCUCGUCAUCACCCUGGAAGACUUCUCGGGCACCGUCGUGGUAGCGGCUGAGUGUGAGGAAGAGCAGCUGCACUGGAUGGAGAUGCUCCAGGAGUCGGGCAAAGUCACGUGGAAGAACGCUCAGCUCGGGGAGGCCAUGAUUGAAAGUCUGGAGGCUCAGGGGCUUCAGCUGGCCAAGGAGAAGCAGGAGUACCUAGAUAAGCUGAUGGAGGAGACGGAGGAGCUCACCCACCAGCGAGCACAGAGAGAAGAGCUGGAGCGUCUCAAUCAGGUUCUGGAGGAAGAGAAGAUGAAGUAUGAGGAAGUAGUGAUGGAGCUCAAGGCAGAGCAGGAGCAAAUUAAACUCGACCUGGACGGCACAACUCAGUCUCUUCAAGGUGUGGAGAGUGAGAAGGAGGAGCUGAGCGGCCUGACGGUCAUGCUGCAGAAGUCCAUCGAGCAACUCUCCCAGGAGAAGCAGAGAACUCUGGAGCUAUUGGAGGCCGAGGAGGUGGAGGAGGAGGAGGAGAAGGCGAAUGAUGAUGAUGAGGAGGAGGUGGUGGAGAACAGAAAGGAGCUGGGGAACAUGGACCUCCUGCGGGAUCUGCACCACAUCGAGGAGCAGAUGAAGCUGCUGCUGAAGGAGAAGGAGCAAGCAGACGAGAAACUGCGUGAGAAUCAGCAGCGGGCAGAAGUCCUGCAGCAGGAGCGAGAGUUUUACUCGUCGCAGGCCACGACGCUGCAGCAGUCGCUCUCUCAGCUUACCGCAGACAAGCGGCAAACCGAGGCCGAGCUGCAGGCGGAGAUGGAGUCUCGCAUGGAGCUGGAGAAGAGGCUGAAGCAGGCCGAGGAGGCCCUCCAAGACCUGGAGAAAGGCCUGGACUCGUUGGAUCGCAGCAGCGAGCGUGACCAGAGAAUGAGGGGCGACGUCACUCAGCUCAGGCGCUUCUUCGAGGAGUGCAUCUGCGCAGCCGAGAUCGAAGCCAAGCUUCCGGCGAUCAUGAAGAACGCCGUCUACCUCCAUAAGGCGGCGGCGCGCAGGAUCAAGAGCUGCCGCGUCCAGAGGAGAGCCUCGAGACGACACUGGUUGAAACACUCCAAGUCAUUUGCCACGGCGAGCCUCGACGGCGGCGUGGGCAGCAGUAUGGAGGAGCUGAGGGAGACGGCGCGCCGCCUCACCUGCGACAGCAACUUCCGGCAGAGCGUCUACAAGAUCAUAGCGCGCAAGGACGUCGCCACCAGCUUUGACCAAGACUGACGCCGGACGGACUACUUGUCCGCGCGGAGGUAGACGUUAACCGCGUUUGUUAAGCAGCAAGGGAAAUCACGCCUGUGAGAUCAGAAUGGAAACACCAAACAUGGCCCAGGUUAGUAUUAGGGUGCCAUUAUAGUUGAUUAUUGUAGUAGAUACUCUCUUCUAAUAAAACUUGGGGGUGCCAGGGCCCUUAGACGGUUAUAAAAACUUUGGCCCCCCGACACUAGUUUCACCUAUCGACACAAAUUUGGGCGGACAUGUCUCAUCAUGACAGCAUGCACGAAAAAGUCUCAAGGAAAGCAUGCCUGAAAUUGAACAGGAAGUCGGCCAUUUUGCUUUGAAUCAGGCUUUUGGCGGGAAAUUCCCAGGCUCGUACUUUUUUUUUUUGCUCCAAAUUAGCCCAAAUUGGAAACAGUUGUCCUACAAUGGGUAAUACUAAAUUGCCUAAAAGCUUUUUUUUUUUUUUUUUUU
This is a messenger RNA of Hippocampus comes (tiger tail seahorse), 2127 nucleotides long. It is a transcript of the gene plekhd1, whose product is annotated as pleckstrin homology domain containing, family D (with coiled-coil domains) member 1. Lineage: Eukaryota; Metazoa; Chordata; Actinopteri; Syngnathiformes; Syngnathidae. Bases 112 to 1659 code for a protein of 515 amino acids. The record is from RefSeq and is a predicted model, not a curated record. The transcript is spliced from 13 exons.